UCAAACCAUCCUUCUUACGGUAUAUCGCCUCCCAAAGCUUCCUUCUUUUAAUAUUAGCUCUUGUUCACCUCGCUUCUCUUCUUGUGCUAUAGUUCUAUCAACUCCAUAGAGCCAUCCAUUUCCACAUACCUUCAAAGGUGCUUUGGCAGUGCUUUCUACAAAAGGAAUGCUACUGUUGUGACUGACUGUCGGGGAAAAGCCACUAGGGUCACAAUUAAGAAGCAGCUGUUCUGUUCUCAUCUGCUAAAGCCUGGCAAUUUUCCAGGGGAAGAAAGAGAGGGAGGGAAAUAAAGAAGAUAAACUAAGCUUUCACUUGAAAACAUGAUUCAACUCAGGAAGGCAAGUGAAGAGACCAGAGAUUCCUCCAGCCCCAAAUCAGUAAUCACCUCCAGCCUCUCCGCCAUGGACCUAAAGACCCCAGCAUACCUGCAAGCUUCAUCUGUUUUCCCAUCUACCAGGAGGGAUUCUCUUCAAGGUGACUCGAGCUUUUACUGCAUCACCAAGGAGAAUCCCUUUGUAGACACCUUCUCUGAUCCUCUCUGCAAGCUCAACCUUAAGGAGACUUCAGAAUUUGUGAAGGCUUUCCCAAUGACCACCAAGAGCAGCAGUGAUAGCAGAGGCUUCCUUGAGGUCUCAUCUCAGAGGAGAAGACAGGGGUUGAGCUCAGUGGGGCAGAGAAGAUUGGAGGCUCCCUCCACUCCUGGCAGGUUUGUCUUCAGCUCCAGUCCUGGUCACCUCUCCGGGAAAAGCAUUCCUUCCAAGUGGGAUGAUGCAGAGAAGUGGUUGAUCAGUAGCUCCUGUCAUGAAUCACCAGCCCAUGGACCAAAACCAUCAGAACCAUCAAAGGUUUCCAGGCAAAACGAUGUCUUCCCCCAGAAAGGUGAUGCCUUUGCAGAGAAGGCGAGGCUCAGCGAGGAGAAGGCCCCAAGUGCCCCUGUCCCAAGCUUUCAUGGAACGGUGAUGCCUCUAGACGCAAAUGUAGCUUUUCAUGGAGCCUCAUCAGAAGUGCUUCUGAAAGAUAAGUUUACGGACAAUGUAGAACCAAUCUUCCAAAAUUUUCGGCAUUCGGAGCCCACCAAAGAAAGCUUUCUGUUCAAAAGCUCAUUCUGCGAACCCAUGAAAGAUGCGGCGACCGAAGUAGCUGCCGAGGUUCUUCGCAGAGAUGUUGGAACGGAGAUGACUCCUCUAGGUAGCUCGACCACGUCGAGAUGCCAUACUCCUAUUAAGAGCGCUUCACCAGCAAGACACAACACUCCAGCUAGCAGGUCUGGCCUUUUGGUGCCUUGUAACACCGGCAUUGAUAUCUCCGAACUCAAGGACUGCCACUUUGCCAAGCUUGAGCUCAGUGCUCAAUACGAUUCUUUGGUUUCAAAUUGGAGCUCAAGGGAAGAGGAGGAAGAGGAGGUGUCAAAGAGUUUAAGGCAUUUUGAGACAAGUGGUGGGAGGAAGAGCAUUGCUGAAUCCAGAGCUUCGGCAUGGGAAGAGGAGGAGAAGAACAAGCGCUGCAUCAGAUAUCAAAGAGAAGAAGCAAAAAUUCAAGCCUGGGUAAACCUUCAGAGUGCUAAAGCAGAAGCACAGUCUAGAAAGAUGGAGGUGAAGAUACAGAAGAUGAGAUCUAAUUUGGAAGAGAAGCUGAUGAAAAGAAUGGCAAUUGUUCAUAGGAGAGCUGAGGAAUGGAGAGCAGCAGCCCAGCUGCAGCAUUCGAAGCAGGUACAAAGAGCCUCAGAGCAAGCACAGAAGAUGAAGGCACAGCGCAGCUCUCAAUUCUCUGGCCCCACAUCAUGUGGCUGUUUUCCUUGUAACACCCCCCUUUAAAACAAACAUAGCGAAGACUGUUUCCUUUCCGUCCCAAAACCCGGAAGAAGAGCCCUUCUUCUCGCUAAAUGUUUCCAGAGCCUAAGAAGGUAGCGGAAGGGUCCCCUCAUGACUGGAUCUGGUCAGUUUCUUGCUUGUUUUAUUCAAAGGAAGAAAGCUGGCCUGAUGGGCUCUAAAUUUAUAUUUUUUUAAGCUUUGUGAGGAAGAGAGGAUUGAUGAUUUUUAGUAAUCACAGGCAAAGAUGCUGCUAUUUUCGUUGGCAAUGGCAUUUCUUGGACAAAGAAAGUGACGAGGGGAAAUAUUGUUGGGGGAAAUCUUAUUAUUUUUAAUGAGCUAAAUCCCUUUCAUUGUGACUGAAGUCAUUAGGCCAGGCAACAAUGUGCAAGUUAGGCAACUCAUCUAACCCCUUCCUUUAGAUGGAUUAGAUCCACUUUGCUAGUUUGUACAUUGUGAUAAAAACAAUGCAGGCUCUUUGACCAGGCAUCAACGUUUCUUCUUGUCAUCAAAGGAACAGGGCUCUAAGCUUUUAUGUUUCUCUAAUGAAAUUAAAUUUGCACACAUUGGCUUUA
Phoenix dactylifera (date palm) is the source of this 2384-nucleotide messenger RNA. NCBI's taxonomy places the organism in Eukaryota, Viridiplantae, Streptophyta, Magnoliopsida, Arecales, Arecaceae. The record is from RefSeq and is a predicted model, not a curated record.